CGAGAUGUCCUGCCAGCAGAACCAGCAGCAGUGCCAGCCUCCUCCCAAGUGCACCCCCAAGUGCCCUCCCAAGUGUCCCACGCCCAAGUGCCCCCCAAAGUGUCCCCCUAAGUGCCCUCCAGUCUCUUCCUGCUGCAGUGUCAGCUCUGGGGGCUGUUGCGGCUCUAGCUCUGGGGGCUGCUGUGGCUCCAGCUCUGGGGGUGGUGGCUGCUGCAGCUCUGGGGGUGGCGGCUGCUGCCUGAGCCACCACAGGCACCACAGGUUUCACCGCCGCCGGCACCAGAGCUCUGACUGCUGCAGCCAGCCCUCAGGGGGCUCCGGCUGCUGUGGAGGGGGGAGCGGUCAGCAGUCUGGAGGCUGCUGCUGAAGUGGACCCUGAGCCCAGAAGAACAGACUUGGAGGCAGCAAAUGGCCAAAUAGUUCCCCCUCCUCUUGCUCCUCCUGCUGGGCCUCCCCAUGUUGCUGAGAGGUCUUGGGGAGGACUCUGA
Molecule: messenger RNA, 488 nt
Organism: Cynocephalus volans (Philippine flying lemur)
Lineage: Eukaryota; Metazoa; Chordata; Mammalia; Dermoptera; Cynocephalidae
Product: late cornified envelope protein 1E
Exons: 1
Coding region: 5-367 (120 amino acids)
Biological process (GO): epidermis development
Source: RefSeq, a predicted model, not a curated record